AUGGCCACCGCCGUGGAUCAAAAGCUGCUUCGGCAGACAAAGUUUCCACCCGAGUUCAAUCAGAAGGUCGACAUGAAGAAGGUCAACAUCGAAGUCAUGAAAAGGUGGAUUGCAGGCAAGAUCUCCGAAAUACUUGGUUCUGAGGAUGAUGUGGUGAUCGAGCUAUGUUUCAACCUGCUCGAGGGUUCGCGCUUCCCCGACAUCAAAGCACUUCAAAUCUCGCUCACCGGGUUUCUUGACAGGGACACCCCUAAAUUUUGCAAAGAGCUCUGGAAUCUGUGUUUGAGCGCUCAAUCAAACCCGCAGGGUGUCCCGAAAGAACUUCUGGAGGCUAAAAAGCUGGAACUCAUGCAAGAGAAGAUUGACGCUGAAAAGGCCGCUUCCGAGGCGAAAAAUCGGAAAGACCAGGAACAAGCACGCGAGGUGGAUCUUGACGCCAUUCGACAGCGUGAAAGAGCCGAGCGUGGUACUCGAGAUCUCCGCCUCGCAGACGAUCUCCCUUCCGAGGUCCUCCCCCGCGUCGGGACGUCGAUACCUACGUUCCUGGUGGUCGCGGCAGAGGAGGGCGAGACGCUGGCCGAGGCCGAAAUCGUUCUGCCACUAGGUCAUCAUCUCGUUCCUUAUCUAGGUCGCCGUCCCUACCACGAACGCGUCGUGCUCCCCGAUCUGUCUCGCGGUCCAGAUCUCGGUCCAAGACGCCAGCUUCCCUACGAAGCCCUUCGCCAGUCUCGAGGAGACGGCAGGGCACAAGAAGUCGGAGCCGGACCCAGUCUCCUCCACCAAAGGAGUCAAGGAGGUCAAGGAGGACUUCUAAAUCACCGGGUGAUAGACGCACAAGAUCUCCAGCGAGUUCUGAUGUAUCACGCUCACGCUCACCUAGAAGACGACGAAAUAGAAGCCGUUCCGAGUCUAGCCAUAGUCGAAGCCCGAGCCCCAAGCGACGCCGCUAUCGGCGAAGUCAUUCACAUUCACCGUCACGGUCAAGGUCAAGAUCGCAAGACACACGAAGAGACUACAGAAGGGGUGACAGACGUCGCCACAGAUCUUCCUCAUAUCACUCUGCCGAUGGCAACCGCAGCAACAAGCGCGCUGAUAUUCUCAGGGGUCGCAAUGCACACGACGACCGCCGUCUAA
Cladophialophora carrionii CBS 160.54 is the source of this 1134-nucleotide messenger RNA. RefSeq lists its product as uncharacterized. The coding region runs from base 1 to 1134 and encodes 377 amino acids. NCBI's taxonomy places the organism in Eukaryota, Fungi, Ascomycota, Eurotiomycetes, Chaetothyriales, Herpotrichiellaceae. Gene Ontology annotation, cellular component: spliceosomal complex. Gene Ontology annotation, molecular function: RNA binding. The record is from RefSeq and is a predicted model, not a curated record. Gene Ontology annotation, biological process: mRNA processing; regulation of mRNA splicing, via spliceosome. The transcript is spliced from 5 exons.